Miniopterus natalensis is the source of this 1695-nucleotide messenger RNA. RefSeq names its product mitochondrial carrier 1 (gene MTCH1). The record is from RefSeq and is a predicted model, not a curated record. Gene Ontology annotation, cellular component: mitochondrion; membrane. Lineage: Eukaryota; Metazoa; Chordata; Mammalia; Chiroptera; Miniopteridae. Gene Ontology annotation, biological process: positive regulation of apoptotic process.
GCGCAGCCAUCCGCCCGCAGGAUGGACGGCGGGUCCGGGGGCUUGGGCUCCGGGGACAACGCCCCGACCACCGAGGCCCUUUUCGUGGCUCUGGGCGCGGGCGUGACGGCGCUCAGCCACCCGCUGCUCUACGUGAAACUGCUCAUCCAGGUGGGUCAUGAGCCGAUGCCCCCCACCAUUGGGACCAAUGUGCUGGGGAGGAAGGUCCUCUAUCUGCCGAGCUUCUUCACCUACGCCAAGUACAUUGUGCAAGUGGAUGGAAAAAUUGGGCUAUUCCGAGGCCUGAGCCCCCGACUGAUGUCCAACGCCCUCUCCACCGUGACCCGGGGCAGCAUGAAGAAGGUUUUCCCUCCGGAUGAGAUCGAGCAGGUUUCCAGCAAGGACGACAUGAAGACUUCCCUGCGGAAAGUGGUGAAGGAGACCUCCUACGAGAUGAUGAUGCAGUGCGUGUCCCGCAUGCUGGCCCACCCCCUGCAUGUCAUCUCGAUGCGCUGCAUGGUUCAAUUUGUGGGACGGGAGGCCAAGUACAGCGGCGUGCUGAGCUCCAUUGGGAAGAUUUUCAAAGAGGAAGGGCUGCUGGGAUUCUUUGUCGGCUUAAUCCCUCACCUCCUGGGAGAUGUGGUUUUCUUGUGGGGCUGUAACCUGUUGGCCCACUUCAUCAAUGCCUACCUGGUGGAUGACAGCUUCAGCCAGGCGCUGGCCAUCCGGAGCUACACCAAGUUUGUGAUGGGGAUUGCAGUGAGCAUGCUGACCUACCCUUUUCUGCUGGUCGGCGAUCUCAUGGCUGUGAACAACUGUGGGUUGCAGGCGGGGCUCCCCCCCUACUCCCCAGUGUUCAAAUCCUGGAUUCACUGCUGGAAGUACCUGAGUAUGCAGGGCCAGCUCUUCCGCGGCUCCAGCCUCCUUUUUCGCCGCGUGUCAUCAGGAUCAUGCUUUGCCCUGGAGUAACCUGAAUCACUAAAAACACGCAGCCUCAGCCUGCGCCGUGGGUGAGGCUGAUCACCUUGGGCACUUGUAAGACGACUUCAACCCAGCAACACCUAGAUGCGCUGCAGCCCAGCAGGGCUUCGGUGUCCAUGUUUGCCAUGUGUCUGUCCAGAAGCAGGGGUUGAGUGGGGGUGAGGCUGCGCCCAGUGACUGGUCACCUGUUAGACCUGGGGAAGGUGGGGCGGGGCUGUGGAACCGGGGCAGAAGCCCCUUUCCUCACAUAUUUGCCGAGUCUGCCUUGUGCAGGAGGUCAGAGAAUGGCUGUGGAGGCUGGAUGGGAAAAGGCUCAUGGUGUCAGGUCCCACCCCCACUCCCACCCAGCCCGCCCCAGCCCUCACCUGCAGCUCAGCUGGGAGCCCUGCUCUCCUGCUUGUAAAUAGGGCGUGAUUCCCUUCCACGAGGCCACUAUCAUGUCCAGGCCUGUGCUAGGAAGCUGUUGCUAGGUUCUGCCUUUGUUUUUUUCAACACUACUUUUCUGAUACGAAGGCAGCACCUUCUGGAUGGGAAAUCAUGUGACCCAGAAUGUGUCCCCUCAUCAAAUACUCAUCGGUUUAAUGGUGACGCCUCGUGUGCAGGAUCUGGUUGCCUGUGCAAUUGUGAACACCCAGAAGUUAGGCAGAUAAGUGUCUCUAGUCCUACCCAGUUUAAAAGUCCCUGAUAAAAUUUGACCCUUUCUCCCUUAAAUAAAUGUACUGGUGGUAAUUUGGA